Messenger RNA from Formica exsecta, 7559 nucleotides. RefSeq names its product lachesin-like. Gene Ontology annotation, cellular component: neuron projection. Bases 3006 to 4220 code for a protein of 404 amino acids. Lineage: Eukaryota; Metazoa; Arthropoda; Insecta; Hymenoptera; Formicidae. The transcript has 9 exons. The record is from RefSeq and is a predicted model, not a curated record.
UGCUUCACGUGAAUUAAAUUAUGCGUUUAAAUGGAGAAAAUAUGAAAUUUCCUGAUAUUAAGGGGUGCGCAUCGGGAUUUGCUCAAUCGACAAAGUCAAUUAUGAUCGCGUUUCAGCGAAAUUGGAGGCGAGGUGUCUGACCGAAAUUUUCGUUAAUGGUACCGAUGAUAUACGCGUAAAGGGUUCUAUGCAUGUGCACGCAUCUGCAGCCUCUUUUUGCGCACUUCUAGUUGCUUUGAACAUAGUUUGUAUGUCUGCGAUCGCAAUUAGUUUGCGAGAUUGCACUCUGUCCUCGGUGGACGUUCAUUGCUGAUGCUGCUAAUGACGUUUAUCUUGUGCAUCUAGAAUACGAAGUAAUAAUAGUUGGAUAUACACAGAAUGGCCCAGUAGAAAUAGCACAGCUAUAUAUCUCUGCUUUCGAUUUUCAAAAAAUAUUGUGUUUUGUAUUUUUUAAUUAUCUUUUUUCGAAAGAUAUUAAAGAUCACAUUUGUAAGAGAAAUCGGCGCAAUGAAAAGCUGCAAUAAUAUAUAGUUACUAGUUACGGUCAUAUAGACUCGCAGAGUAUAAAGUCAGUACGGAUGCAAAGUUUUAAUACCGCGGAACUCCAAAGGGAGAACUAAACUGCAGGACAUUUCAACCCCUUUCAUUAUUUUAAGGCAUUCCCUUUGGAACCGUGAAAACGUAUUUAGCGAACACGAAAAAUUUUACGAGUUAAUAAAAAUUUAUUCAAAGCUUUUGCUCGCGUGUGUGCUGCCGCUUAUUCUUUACCGUAGUUAUUUUUUCUCCACAUGCAAAAUAAAAAAAUGUCUUAUAAGAGUUAAAGAAAUCAUAUAAUUUUCCGCUUUAUAAAAUUAUUGUAUUUACAAACAGUAAUAUCAUAGGAAUCGAUAUAAGAGCGGAAGUAUUAAAUUUUCUAGAAGAGCUUUUUUUUAUAGCCACAAACGAAUUUUGCUGGUGCGCGGAAAUACUCGUAAAACAUUGAAGAGCGGGACAAUUUAUUUUUAUGGAAAUACGCGUGUGCAUAAAAGAUUUUUGUAACGCGUAUCCCGCGGAAAGUAUAUUCAUUUGCAAACACAAGGAUUUUGCGCGUCGCGUAUCAUGUGGAAAUUAAUUGGCCGUGCCUAUAAAUAUUCGCCCGGGUGUGAAAUUUUUAUUCGUCUGCCGCGUCCGCAAUCAAAUCGUUCAUGCUAUGAAUAUCGCAUAAAUUUAAUUUCGUAUUACGUUAUCCUGUUACGCGAAUACGAUUUGACCACGUGACGCGACACGGCACUUUAUUUCAAUAUUAAAUGCGUUCCCGAUGUUCCGCGCCUUUAAUUAUUAAAUUUAUGCGAGAAACUGCAAUAGCACCCGGGAAACAAAAGGAAGGUGCGAGCGGAGAGUAACAAGAGAGAGGCGCCAUUAAAAAUGCUGAAUAAACAUGAAGGUGCGGAGAAAUUCUUUUUGUCCCGCAUACUUGUGUAUAACCGUUGCAUGCACGCAUUAGUGCAAAUGACGCAAAAUUUGUGAAUAAUGUCAUCCUCUCGAGAUUAUUGCAAUUUUCAAAUAAAUUGUGUCAUCGAUUUAUCCACAUCUCACCUUAAAAGGUUAUUAUAGGUAUAUAGUAUAAUACCUUAAGAAUGUAUAAUAUCUUAAGAUAACAAAUUAAUUUAAUUUUUAAUAAAUAAAUUAUUUUAAUUCAAUGCUUUAAUAAAUUAUUUUAAUUCAAUGCUUAAUUUACAAUGAAUUUUUCAUAAUUACAUUAUAAAAAAGUGCACGUUCGCAAGCUGCGUUAUCGAAUCAUCAUGGCUUGGUGGACAAGUCUGACCUUCUCUGUGUUUUUCUACUUCUAUUUGUAGAAUGUGCUGCAUAAAGAAUCGAUUGAAAAGUUCAAUCACUUUUAAUUAACAUUUAUGGAAAUUUUUUAAAAAUAAGUUGACAAAAGGAAGAUCUUGCAACACAAAUUUUGACAAAUGAGGGAUGCAACCCUUAUUGACGAUAAAUUUUCAUCGAAAAUAAAAAUCCAAAGAUCCACGCAAAUUAAAUGCUGAUUAUUAGAAAAGAUUAUCUAAACAUUAAAUAUAUCAAGAUAUCAGAGCGAUACUUCUACGAUAUUGCUAGCAAGUCCUCGGGUUCAACUUGGUCGCCGGCUCGACGGCGAUCAGGACGACGAGUCUCUCCUUGGCAUCGUGGUCGACUUAAGACGACGCCGUCGAGGUCCAUCGGGGAUCAAGCCCCUGGUACCCUCACUAGGUGGGGAUUCGGUGUUCCACGUGGAGGCGGAGCGACGUCGCGCGUCGGGAUGCCGAACCGACGCGGGGGUGUCCAACCCCCGAGAUGCCUGGUGGGGAGCAGUGGUGAACGCAGUCCCCGACGGAUCACCGAGACGGUAUAACGCGUUCCGCCGUCUCCGCUCGAUACUUAAACGAGUCCUUCGCCACGUGACCGCGUCAUCAAAAACGCGCAUUGAGUCGAAAACACUUCGAGUCUCCUCGACCAUCAGGGAGAUCCAGGCGGAGAUCUCUCGCGAUAAGGGCUCUCCGAUAAAAAAAAAAAAAAGAAAACAAUUUUUCCGUCGGCUCCGAUAUUCGAAAUUUCACGAAGAAACACGCGAUAGACUAUGACAAGACAGGGCGAAAGGACUGUUGAGUUCUCGGAGUUAGCCAUGAUAUACUAAAGUGUAUUCUGUAAAGUUUGUAAUUAGCGUUUGCGCGGUCGCUACGCGUGAGACACGUGAUUCCCGCGGGGUCGUAUACCCCGAGACCGUCGUGAAUGGUGCUGAAAGGUGGUAAACGUGUUUCCUAAGGCCAUUAAGGGCGGUACGUGAUGUUUAGCUGCUACGAGAGAUUUUAGGUGUAGGGAUUAUCGAGGAUAGACUACAUCCUGAUAAGGCAUGCUAUGCGUCAGAGCACCGGAAACGGAGGUCCGCGCAGAAGAUGACGGGGUUAAGUAGAUAAAGGGAGCGGAGCCUGGUUGCCAUCGACGGCGGACGAUUCCCUCGGCUCCUCUCUUUCUCAUCGCAGCGCACAAUGCUUUACCAUCGCGCCCUUGUCGUUCUCUUCGCUGUCAACGUGCCAAUCGUGACCGGGCUUGAGCCAGACUUCGCUUACCCGCUGGAGAACGUAACGAUCCCGCAGGGUCGAGACGCUACCUUCACCUGCGUGGUGAACAACCUCGGUGGAUACCGGGUGGCAUGGAUCAAAGCGGACACCAAGGCAAUCCUAGCGAUUCACGAGCACGUGAUUACAAACAACGCCCGUCUGUCGGUGACCCACAGCGAUUACAACACGUGGACGUUAAACAUUCGCGCAGCACGUCGGGAAGAUCGCGGGAUUUAUAUGUGCCAGGUCAACACGGACCCUAUGAAAAGCCAGAGCGCGUUUUUGGAGGUGGUAAUACCGCCAGACAUAAUCUCGGAAGAGACCUCGAACGACAUGAUGGUACCCGAGGGAGGUUCCGCCAAGCUGGUGUGUAAAGCGCGUGGUUAUCCCAAGCCUGACAUCGUGUGGAAACGAGAAGACGGCACUGAAAUCAUUUCGCGAGCCGGCAUUUCCGGCGGCAAGACAAAAAUACCCACUGCAGGAGGCGAAACGCUGACUUUGUCGAAAGUAACGAGAGGCGAGAUGGGUGCCUACCUAUGCAUCGCCAGCAACGGAGUGCCUCCGUCAGUCAGCAAACGAAUGAUGCUACACGUGCAUUUUCACCCAAUGGUCCAAGUGCCGAACCAGCUGGUCGGAGCUCCGAUCACAACUAACGUCACGUUGGUCUGUCACGUGGAAGCGUCACCUAAGGCCAUUAAUUACUGGACUCGAGAAUCGGACGAAAUGAUAAUCACCAACAGUAAGUACGCGAUGUCCGAGAUAAAAACAUCGGUGUACAGCGUACAGAUGCGACUAGUGAUCAUGAACCUGCAGAAGCACGAUCUGGGUGGCUACAAAUGCAUCUCGAAAAAUUCUAUCGGCGAUGCUGAGGGAAACAUCCGGCUUUACGACAUGGAGCUGCCUAAGCAUUCCAGAAAGACGGGUGACCGGCGAUCGGAGGACGAUACGGGCGAUUCGAUCGGCGAACGCGAUCACAGACUGAAUCACGUGCAUCAGGGCCCAUUGAGGGAAACGGGAUCUACCCUAGAACCAUCUUUCGACACAGACGAUAAUUCGGCAUCCACUACAUCGAAAGAGAGCGCGUCGCCCGCGACCACCGCCAUCAUCCUAGUCGCGCUGCAUCAUCUGCUCGCUUCGACGUAAGAUAGACGGAAUUUAUCUUUAAAUACUCUCAAAAUACGUUUAUUACGAGCUCGAUUCUCUAGCUUUAACUCUAAAAGAGAUUGCGCAUGACAGCGGCGAAAUAAUCCGAUCGAGUCGCGUUCUCGGCGAUCCAUAUUUGCCGUCUACCAAAUUUUGGAUCGAUAUUUCGUUGAUACGUAACAAUAGUCAUAUCUUAUACGGAAGAGUAAUUAUUAAUUACUAUGCGUCACGUUGCUGAAGGAUACUAUUAUAAUACGUUUGAAAUAUAAAAAAAUUCACCGAAUCGAUGAGUAAAAAUUUGCAAAGCAGAAAUUUUCAUAUUAUUAUUAUCAAAAGGAGUAAAUUUCAUAUUUUUAAAUAUAUUUUAUAUAUACUUAUGUGAAACAAUAAUAUGGUAAAAUUGAAUACAAUGUACUUCGAAAAUAUAAUGAAUUUAUUUUUCUGUGGAAAUUAGAAGAUGAAUUAUGAUAUAAAUUUAUUAUUAUUAAUAAAUUAUUACUUUUACCAAAUGUAACGGCUUUUUACCGGGCAUUUUUUUCCAAUAAAAAUAAUUACGUUUUUAUUAUUCAUUUUAUUUGCGACAUAAAAUGGCGAAUUAUAAAAUUAUUGUGGAAUUCGAAGUCUCUCAACGUCAAUUCAUGCGAUAAUUAAACAUUUGGACGGUUUGCAUUUUGAUAAUGAACAAAAAGCAUCUGAUAAAAUUUUAUUCCGAAACGAAAAAGCGAUAAUAGACGAUGAAUAAUAAUGUCCGCAUAUAUAGAAAUAGAAACAGAAACUUGGAGGUCAAGAAACACCGAUUAACAAAAGCGACAUGUUCAAUCAAAUCAUACGUAAUAUAACUUAUAUGUAAAAAUAAUAUGCGGCACUUGUGAGACAGAAUGUUAAUUCAAAAGCUCGAUAUGAAAGUACAAUGGACGACUUUUAUAUUUUUGAUUGUCGGAGAUAUUUUUCAUUGAAGAUGUUUUAGCAAUUCUCUUCAGAUUUUGAAGAUAUUUAUAUAAAAUAUGUUAAUGCUAUUUCAUCUUUUAUAUAUAUAUUUAAAAAACUGUAAGCAAAUUCGCACUUUUUUCUUUAUAAAAAUACAAUUGCAUCUCUAUAUUAUGGAUAGUAUUAAUUUAUUAAUAGAUAAAUUUUCAUAUAAUAAGUUUGUUAAAUAUUAUUUACAUUAUUAUGAUCGCAAAUUAGUCUUUCGGCAUAGAGUACUAUCAUAUUUUUUUCUCGAGAGCAAUUUUCAGGAAUCUAUUUCAAUUUUAAUUCAUAGGCGAUGCCUUUAAUAUAUAAAAACCGUCCAUAUGUACCUAUAUCUCGUGUAGCAUCGAUCCAACGUAGCCGCUCAUCCACUUAACGCCGAUGUAAAUUAACAGUCUAACGAAUAUCGACGAAACGUUAACGGCACCAAAGAUUGUGAAAUUUUGCUCGUUUCGUCAUCGCGGGCUACGGCUACCCUGAUUGUCCGUUUGCGGCUUAACGAGAUAUCUCGUUAGUAGCCACGUCUCGCCACACAUCACCCUCCCAAUGACAUAAUUAUAAAACCGCCGGACUUUUUUAGCUCGCAUCCGAAACGUCAGAUCAGAGCGGGCGAGGCGGUUUUACACGCGGAAUCAAUUACGCGAACGUCGUUCACGUCGAGUCGCUACCGAUGCCGGAGGAAACACUCCCGACAGCGACUGCCGCGCGAGAAAUCGCGCAUGUUUAAUUAACGCGCGAAUUCCCAUCGAGUGAAUUCGCAUUAGCCGCGAUCAAGUGGAACGAGCUGCUGCAGCAUCGGUGUCUAAUCCAGAGCCGAUUUUACUUACACGAUCGAGAGCCAAGCGGAGUGCUGGGCUUUCCACUCGUGCGUGCGUGACGCACGCAAUUUCGCAAUACGUAUCGCUUCGUAUCCCGUGAAAUUCAAUUUCCAAUUGCGUUUCUCUAAAUUGAGACCAAUCGAAAAUAUCCUUGAUAUAUUUUGAUCUAUCGAACUAGUCAAUCUUCGCAAUUUCGGCUGUCUGAAAGAUGCUGAGACAUCUUUGAAUUAUAAAAAAAAAGAUGUCACUUCUACUUUUAUACUUUGUAUAAUAAUAUCUAUAUUACCUAUAUUCGAUGGAGAAAAAAUAUUAACGCGAAUGACAGGACGGUAAUUGAAAAUUUUUUCAUUAACAUAUUCACAUCGCGCGCGAGCAACCGUAUCGAAAUAUUUUUAUCGACAAUUUUGUUAUUAAAUACAUAUGUAUCAGUUGAUCUGGAUGAUUGGAAAUGUUUCUUUUUCCGAUAUUCCAACAUUAUUCAGACAGUUACAUUAAACUUCUAAUUUCUUCAAUAUGUAGCACAGAUGUUUUGUUCUAUGUUUGCUUCAUCUGUGCUCUAAAAAUAUAACAUCUUACAUUUCUAGAUCUUGCCAUUUCUAGAAAUAUCCUAUCAAGCUCGAGAAGACGCGAUUGCUCAUUCCAUUCUUAUGUCGCGAAAAAAAUUUCAUGAUAAAGAAAUAUUGAUAUGUGCUUCGUACAAAAAGUAGAAAAUAGAAUUUUCUAAAUAAAACAGUACUUUGUGUGUAAAUAACUAACACACACUGCUGAAUUUUCUGUCAAGAGGAUUCAAAUCUUGAGUUAUAAAUAUUCAGAGUUGACAUCACAAGAAUCCUUCGCACGUUGAAAAAUGAUAGCGCGAGAAAUAACAGUAACAAAUUAACUUGCCAUCACUUUGUAACAACAUUAAAUAUGAACAUUACUGAAAUUGAUUAAAAUUUUUUCUUAGUUCGCAAAAAAAUUGCAAACCACACACACACAUUUAUAUACAUAAAUAAAUUCACAAAAUUAUAUAGUUUUGGAGACACCGUGCUGUUCUCAUACACUUUUGUUUUCGAAUUAAAUCGUUCAUACAUUUUCUAUUAAUAUUACAAUUAAUUUAUGAUAUUUGUGACUCACAUACGUACGCGCAAAAUUUCGGAAAAUCUCGUGGUUCGUUGAAAACGCGACGACUCGGUAAACGAAUUUUGAUACAUAAUUUUGGUUCAGUGACAACGAGGCGCGCAGAUGAAAGCAAAAGUGAGAGAUAAUUGCUCGUCCCGAUUAGAGAAACGUGCCAAAUGUUCGGCUUCGUUAUUCUUUUUUUUUUUUUUUAUUUUAAGAAUUUCAUAUCUAUGGAUUUAUUUAGGAUGACUUAUCAAUAUCGGCGUUUCAAGGGUCCAUAUCGCUUUUUUCAAGCUUCCGAGUUCAAUAUUAGAUAUCCGCGCGUUGUUAUGCCAUUUAGACGGCUUUUCUAUAAACGGCACCAAGUGUCGAGAGUUUUGAGUUGGGAAUAUCUGCGAAUAUUCUCAUAUCUUAGAAAUGUUUAUAUAAAAACGAUAAAACAAAAAAAAAA